Pseudopodoces humilis (Tibetan ground-tit) is the source of this 1152-nucleotide messenger RNA. The record is from RefSeq and is a predicted model, not a curated record. NCBI's taxonomy places the organism in Eukaryota, Metazoa, Chordata, Aves, Passeriformes, Paridae.
CGAGGGGGGAGGGGCAGCAAUGGCGGCUCUGCGCGUGCUCGUGGGGGUGAAGCGCGUCAUUGACUUCGCCGUCAAGGUGAGGGUGGCGCCAGGUGGGGCCGGGGUGCAGAGCCAGGGCGUGAAGCACUCGCUGAACCCGUUCUGUGAGAUCGCCCUGGAAGAGGCCGUGAGGCUGCGGGAGGGCGGGGCCGCCUGCCAGGUGAUCGCGGCCAGCGUGGGGACCAGAGCCAGCCAGGAGUCCCUGCGCACGGCCCUGGCCCUGGGCGCUGACCGGGCGGUGCUGGCCGAGGUGGGGGAGGGGGUGGCCGUGGGGCCCCGCGAGGUGGCCACGGCGCUGGCGGCGCUGGCCGGGCGCCUGCAGCCGCACCUGGUGCUGCUGGGCAAACAGGCCAUCGAUGACGAUUGCAACCAGACCGGGCAGCUCCUCGCCGCCAUCUUGGACUGGCCUCAGGGCACGUUUGCGUCGCGGCUGGAGCUGGAGUCGGGCGCGGUUCGGGUGCAGCGGGAGGUGGACGGGGGCCUGGAGACGCUGCGGCUGCGGCUGCCGGCGGUGCUGACGGCGGACCUGCGGCUCAACGAGCCCCGCUACGCCACGCUGCCCAACAUCAUGAAAGCCAAGAAGAAGCCCCUGGAGGUGAUUCCGGCGGCGGAGCUGGGCGUGGCCGGCGGCCCCGCCCGCCUGAAGGUGCUGCAGGUGCAGGAGCCGCCGCCCCGCGCCGCCGGGGAGAAGGUGGAGAGCGUGGAGGCGCUGCUGGAGAAACUGAGGCACAGCGGCCGCAUCUGAGCCCCGCCCACCGCCGCGACGGGCCGGUCCGGUUGGGUCCGGUUGGGUCCAUUAAGAACCAGUUGGGCCCAGUUGGUUCCAGUUGGUCCCAGUUGAUCCCAGUUGUUGGUUCUGGUUGGGUCCAGUUGGGUGCGGUGGAUUCCAGUUGGUCCCAGUUGGGUCCAGUUGGUUCCUAUUGGUUCCAGUUGCUGGUUCCAGUAAGAACCAGUUGGUUCUUCCAGUUGGUUCCAGUAAGAACCAGUUGGGUCCAGUUGGUUCCAGUUGGUUCUUCCAGUUGGUUCCAGUAAGAACCAGUUGGGUCCAGUUGGUUCCAGUUGGUUCUUCCAGUUGGUUCCAGUAAGAACCAGUUGGGUCCAGUUGGUUCCAGU